Molecule: messenger RNA, 1683 nt
Organism: Dictyostelium purpureum
Lineage: Eukaryota; Evosea; Eumycetozoa; Dictyosteliales; Dictyosteliaceae
Exons: 2
Coding region: 1-1683 (560 amino acids)
Biological process (GO): protein folding
Cellular component (GO): chaperonin-containing T-complex
Molecular function (GO): ATP-dependent protein folding chaperone; ATP binding; ATP hydrolysis activity
Source: RefSeq, a predicted model, not a curated record
AUGCUUGAUGAUAAUAAUAUUAGCACAGUAAAAAAUAAUGUGAAAGAAUGCAACGAAAUUUUUUACCAUUUAAAAAGUACAUUGGGACCUUAUGGAAGAGAUAAAUUGAUAUUAGACAAAAAUAAUAAUUAUUUAUCAACAAAUGAUGGAGCAACAAUUUUAAAAUAUUUAAAGAUAAAGCAUCCAGCAGCACGUUUGUUGAUUGGUGUUGCAAAAAGUCAAGAUGAAACUGUUGGCGAUGGUACCACAAGUGUGGUUUUAUUAACUUGUUUACUAUUACAAAAUUCCUUAAAGUAUAUACUUUUAUCAAUUCAUCCAAUUAUAUUCAUUAAAGGGUUUCAAAUAUCAUUGGAUUUUUGUUUAAAAGUAAUCGAUGAAAUUAAAGUUUCACCAAUUCAAAAUAUUAGUGAUUUGGGUAAUGAAAAGGUAUUUGACAAUCAAGAGUAUUUAAAUCAUUUAAAUUCUAUUGCAUCAACAUCAAUAUCGUCAAAAAUUUUAGCUAGGUUUUCAUCUCAUUUUUCAAAUUUAGGUGUAGAGGCAAUAAAAAAGUUAAGAUUUAACCCGGUUCAAGACUUGGUUAGAGUUAUAGGUAUAACAGGGAAUUCAAUGCUAGAGUCAAAACUUAUUGAUGGUGUAUUACUAGAAAUUAAUAAUGAACAACUUAUACAUUACAGGAAUGAACAACAAAACAAUGGUGAUCAAUUUUCAAAUCAAUUUCAAUUAGUUUUAAAUAAACCAAAGAUUAUAAUCGGGAAGCUACAAUUAAAUGACAUUAGUUCAACUUUACAAAAUUUAAGUAUUUCAGCAGAUGCUUCAAUUAUUCAAGAGCUAGAAACAAGAGAAAUUUUAACAAAGUUUGAUUUAAUUUUUAAAUUGGGUAUUAAUAUUGUAAUUAGUGAUACUUUAUUACCGCCAUUGGUCGAGCAGCUUUUUAAAGACAAGGGUAUAUUAUAUUUUAACAUUCAAGAUAGCAGAGAAUUAGAAACACUUUCAUAUUGUUUAAAUUCAAAAUUAAUUUAUGAUAUCUCUCAAAUAGAGGAAUCAAAGUGCACAAGUCCUUCAAAACCCAUCGAAAUUCAAUCUAUUGGCGAUAAAAUAUUCUUACAAGUUUCUGGUGUUUCAAUUAAUUCUAAUGGUGCUACGAUGGUACUUAGAUCCCCAACAGACUCAAUGUUGCAAGAAUGUAUACGAUCAUUUAAAGAUAUGCUAAAUAUUUUAUCAUCAUCAGUCAGAAACCCAUAUUUAGUUGGUGGUGGAGGUUCAAUUUAUGUAGAGUUUGCAAAAAGAUUAAGAGAAAAAGCAACACAGAUUAUAAAAGACGAAAAAAUAUUAAUAGCGAUAAAUUGUUUUGCGGAUUCAUUAGAAAUGAUACCAAUGAUUUUAAUCGAAAAUGCAGGUUAUGAACCAAUCGAGUUAAUAGGAAAAUUAAAAUCUCAACAUAGCCAAUCAGGUAAAGAAAAUCAAUGGUUUGGAAUAGAUUUAAAUGAUGGUGAAAUAGUAGACAUGUUUAAAUCCAAUGUAAGAGAACCUUCAUUUUUAAUUUCAAAUAUUUUAACUUUAUCGAGCAGAGCCGCUCAAAUGAUUUUAAGAAUUAAUAACAAUAUCCUAAUCGAACCAAGAUCUCAAUAUCAAAUUAUAAAUAAUAGUCCACAAGAUAAUAGUUAUAAAGAAGAAGAGUUUUAA